AUGGAGAAACCACUUCCAUACCCAAAAAUCUACUCUAGAAAGGAGAAGGAGAAACAAUAUGGGCGAUUUAUGGAUAUCUUCAAGCAAUUGGAGAUCAAAAUACCCUUCUCAGAAGCACUUCAACAAAUGCCAGCCUAUGAAAAGUUCAUGAAGGAACUCCUCACCAAAAAGAGAAAAUACAUUGAGGAGGAGACUAUUGAAGUGCAAGGCAAUUGUAGUGCCAUCACUCAGAAACUUUUUCCCCCAAAAUUCAAAGACCCGGGUAGUUUCACCAUCCCUUGCACCAUAGGGAAACUUGUUAUUGGGAAGGCCUUGAUUGACUUGGGUGCUAGCAUCAAUUUGAUGCCCCUUUCCUUAUUCAAGAAGAUUGGAGAGCUAGAACUCAAGGCGACUAGGAUGACUCUACAAUUGGCGGAUAUAUCUAUCAAAUACCCACAUGCUAUAGUGGAGGAUGUUCUUGUGCAAAUUGAUAAAUUUGUGUUCCCGAUGGAUUUUGUCAUCAUAGAGAUGGAGGCGGAUGUAGAUGUGCCUCUUAUCCUUGGAAGGCCAUUUAUGAAGACGGCAAGUGUGCUUAUUGAUGUUGAUGAUGGCAAGUUCAAGGUGAGAGUGCAAGAUGAAGAAGUGAAUUUCAAUGUUUUUGAAGCCAUGUCCCACUCUAGUGAUGAGGGAGAAUUUUUCAAAGUGGAUGUUCUUGAUGAAGUGUGCACUAGAGUGGAAAGGGAGAUUCAUAUUUCUUCUCCCCUUAUGAAGACCCUCAUUUAUGCACGUGAGUCUCUCAAUGAAGAAGAGGAUAGAAUUCUUGAUGAUUGUUUGACCAAUCUUGAUGUGUUGAAGGAGAUUCCACUUCAUGAGGAGAAAGUUGAAGAUUUAAAGACUUGUGAUAGUGUUGAAGAGAAGAAGGUGGAGCUGAAAAUGUUACCCUCCCAUCUUAAGUAUGUUUUUCUAGAAGAGGGUAACAACAAACCUGUCAUCAUUAGUAGCUCCUUGACAAUUGAUGAAGAGAAGAAGCUGAUGGAGGUCUUGAGAAAUAACAAAGGAGUUGUGGGAUGGUCUAUUUCUGAUUUGAAAGGAAUAAGUCCCACCUAUUGCAUGCACAAGAUCUUCAUGGAGGAAGAUUUCAAACCUGUGACCCAACCUUAG
This is a messenger RNA of Vigna radiata var. radiata (mung bean), 1140 nucleotides long. RefSeq lists its product as uncharacterized. The coding region runs from base 1 to 1140 and encodes 379 amino acids. NCBI's taxonomy places the organism in Eukaryota, Viridiplantae, Streptophyta, Magnoliopsida, Fabales, Fabaceae. The record is from RefSeq and is a predicted model, not a curated record. The transcript has a single exon.